UACACGUUAUAAAUAAUGAUAAUAAACGAUAGGGGAGCUUUAUUCUUAACGCCAGGGGGCUCGCGUGCUAUAAAAACAAUAAGAACUCAACAAUUGGCAUUAUUCAAUUCAAAAGACUCAACCAUGAAGGUUAUUUACUUAAUCACAGCUACUUUAGCACUUAUUCCACUUAUUUCUGGGGCCCCUGGCAAAGCGAGGCAAAGCUCUGUGACAACGCAAUUGUUGGUAGAGCAACAUGGCUAUCCAUUCGAGGAACAUUCUGUGCAGACUUCCGAUGGAUAUAUUCUGGGACUUCACCGAAUCCCGUACUCUGGGCGAGUUGAGUCCGGAAGCGAAGAACGCCGUCCGGUAGUCUUCCUUAUGCAUGGUUUAUUGUGCUCCUCAAGUGAUUGGGUCCUCUUGGGCCCUGAUAAUUCAUUGGCUUUCAAACUCUCCGAUGCUGGCUAUGAUGUUUGGCUGGGCAAUGCUCGGGGGAAUACCUAUUCAAGGGAACACGUCAAAUAUAAUCCACUGUUCAAGAAGUUUUGGUCAUUCGAUUGGCACGAAAUAGCCAUGUACGAUCUUCCGGCCAUGAUGGACUACGUGUUGUACUAUACAGACGAGGAACAGCUAACAUACUUUGGACAUUCUCAGGGCACUACGACAUUCUUGGUGCUGAAUUCCCUAAAUUUGAGAUUCAAUAGCCGAAUCAAAUCAGCUCAUCUGUUGGCACCGGUGGCAUUUAUGGAGAACAUGGAAGGACCGUUAGUGGACAUGGCCGCAAUUUUACUGGGACAACCCAACAUAUGGCCAGAAUUGUUUGGGGAUAUGGAAUUUCUGCCAAGUACCAAAGCCAUGGAGCUACUCGGAUACACAGCAUGCCGUGAUAACUCCCUCCUUCAGGAUUUGUGCGCUAACGUGAUCUUUCUCAUAACCGGUUACGAUUACGAGAACUUGAAUUCUACCAUCCUGCCUGAAAUUAUCGCUACAACUCCAGCAGGAUCGUCCAUCAAUCAGAUAACCCACUUUUUGCAAGAAUACAACUCCGGUUACUUCCGACAAUUUGACUACGGUAAAUUGCGCAAUAGCCUGACUUAUGGAUCGUCGCAGCCUCCAGAAUAUCCACUCGAGGAUAUAGAUGUGCCGAUCUUCUUGUACUAUAGUGACAAUGAUUAUUUGUCAUCGGUUGUUGAUGUUCACAGACUUAUGCGAACCCUAAAAGAAACCACUAUGCGAAGAGCCUAUAGAGUUCCACAUCCGAAAUGGAAUCAUUUGGAUCAUAUUUGGGGAAUGAAUAUCAAGGAACAGCUUCACGAUGCUAUCAUGGAGGACUUAGAAUCAAUGAAAGACUCAUAGGUACCUUAAAAGUUAAGUUUUAAUGAUGUAUACCAUAUAAGAUUGAGAUAUUAGAUUUAAGAAUCAGUAGUUUAAGAAACAACUUUAAUGUGAAGAUAAGGCAUUGAAAUAUAAAUUUCGUAUUGUAUACGAGUUAGAGAUGUAACAUAAA
This is a messenger RNA of Eupeodes corollae, 1486 nucleotides long. RefSeq names its product lipase 3-like. The record is from RefSeq and is a predicted model, not a curated record. Gene Ontology annotation, molecular function: hydrolase activity, acting on ester bonds. The coding region runs from base 16 to 1335 and encodes 439 amino acids. Lineage: Eukaryota; Metazoa; Arthropoda; Insecta; Diptera; Syrphidae. Gene Ontology annotation, biological process: lipid metabolic process. The transcript is spliced from 2 exons.